UGUAAAUCAAGCAGUUACACCUACUAACAUCAAACUUGUUCACUGAAAUCUACCUUGACAACCUCUUCUUUCUCCCAAUUCGUAAACGUUCAACCUUCCCCGAGAUUCCUUGCAGUCGUCAAUAUGAAGGUCUUUGCUUUCCUAUCCGCUACUCUGCCGUUGAUGGUUCUCGCUGCUCCUACGACCGACCACCCGGAGUGGCCCUCGAACAAUGCUGUUCGCCCCGGCGAGACCCCAAAUGCCGAAUCCGAAAACAAGGAGUUUAUGUACUGGCGUCGUGGGGAGAACCACCCAGAGUGGCCCUCGAACAAUGCUGUUCGCCCCGGCGAGACCCCAAAUGCCGAAUCCGAAAACAAGGAGUUUAUGUACUGGCGUCGUGGGGAGAACCACCCGGAGUGGCCCUCAAACAAUGCUGUUCGCCCCGGCGAGACCCCAAAUGCCGAAUCUGAAAACAAGGAGUUCCUCUACUGGCGUCGUGGAGAGAACCACCCAGAGUGGCCCUCGAACAAUGCUGUCCGUCCCGGCGAGACCCCAAAUGCCGAAUCUGAAAACAAGGAGUUCCUCUACUGGCGUCGUGGGGAGAACCACCCAGAGUGGCCCUCGAACAAUGCUGUUCGCCCCGGCGAGACCCCAAAUGCCGAAUCCGAAAACAAGGAGUUUAUGUACUGGCGUCGUGGGGAGAACCACCCGGAGUGGCCCUCAAACAAUGCUGUUCGCCCCGGCGAGACCCCAAACGCCGAAUCUGAAAACAAGGAGUUUCUUUACUGGUAAAUCGGUACAGCCUACAAUGGCGGGCUGGAAAGCCUUGUAAUUGUUCCGCUGUAAUGGCGGGAUCAUAUUCUAGGGAAAAGAGACAUAUGAUGGUGGUAUGCAAUCCUGAGGCAACAGUUUUUGCACGAAGAAAUGAGGCUUUCCCACGAAUUUAUUUGAGUUUGGUUGAUUCAAUUGGUUUAUCACUCCAUAGUCGCUCGUUAUAUUUAGGUAUCUAUAAUAUUACAAUGGAGUUAAAG
Molecule: messenger RNA, 1010 nt
Organism: Aspergillus campestris IBT 28561
Lineage: Eukaryota; Fungi; Ascomycota; Eurotiomycetes; Eurotiales; Aspergillaceae
Exons: 2
Coding region: 124-771 (215 amino acids)
Source: RefSeq, a predicted model, not a curated record